Messenger RNA from Yamadazyma tenuis ATCC 10573, 1832 nucleotides. RefSeq lists its product as uncharacterized. Gene Ontology annotation, biological process: regulation of DNA-templated transcription. The record is from RefSeq and is a predicted model, not a curated record. Gene Ontology annotation, molecular function: DNA-binding transcription factor activity, RNA polymerase II-specific; zinc ion binding; nucleotide binding. Lineage: Eukaryota; Fungi; Ascomycota; Pichiomycetes; Serinales; Debaryomycetaceae.
AUCCUCAUAUGUUUUGUUAACUUCACUCAAAUUCAUUUACUAUGUUUAUGAUUUUACAGGAUGAUACUUUCAGUAUCACGGGGAAGAAACAACCUCUUAAGAGGAAAGAUGGCGACAAAUAUGGAGGGAAGGUGAAAUCAAUUGUAGGCACUAAGUUUCGUACCAGAACUGGAUGCUUGACAUGUAAAAAGCGGAAACGAAAAUGUGAUGAACACCAUCCUUCUUGCAACUACUGCCACUCAAGAGGCGUAGAAUGUGUUUAUGUUAACACUCCCUUACAAGGGACCAAACCCAUAAGACCUGAAAGCGACUCUGAGGCUCCCAAAAUCCAGCAAAUUGAUCACUCAGAACCACCAUUAUAUGAGCUUUUAUUAACAGAUCCAUCAUUUAACCAGACCGAACAAUCUUUGAUUUCAAUGCCAUCUCCUGUUACAGAAAAGCAAUUAAAUUCCGAUUUGGAGUAUAUUGAGAACAUUUUAAACGAGCCUAAUGAUGGUACACUAAUCAAACUUCAUGAAGAUCCAACAACAAAUGAGGAUCAGUUUGAGUACAUGAUUUCCCCAACUUCACUACAUCCAACGGCAUUUCCGUCGCUUUUUCUAGAUGACGAAGGCCGGUCGUAUUUCGAGUUUUUCCAUGUUAAAGUCUCAAAGUUUCUUGCCCUUUCAGAUGGCCCCAUGAACUACUUUUCUAACUUUUUGUGUACACUAGCCAAUAAUGAAGAGUCAUUUCUAUAUGCCUUGACAUCCUGGGGUGCUCUUUAUGCUGGACAUGAUGAUACAAAGGUAAAAGUGUACCUUAACAAGGCAUUAAAUACAUUUGACAACAAUUUCCAGGCGAAGAACCCAUCAGAGAUAUACUUCAGACUCUGCUUCAGCGUGGUUUUGAUUGGAUACUAUGUGUGUUUUGGAGAAGUUGUGACAUGGAAGGGUAUACACGAUAACUGUUGUAGGAUUCUCAAGGAUCUUGGUGGAUUGUACAAGUUUGGAAAGCUAUAUGGGUUCACUAACGAGGCCCGAUUCAUCAUCUCAAACGUUCAGUACGUGGAUGUUAUGUCAGCGUACAAUCACAAGUACGGUACGCAGUUUCUGGUCGGCGAGUACAAGGAAUUCCUUGGUUGUAACGAAAUACAGAGAAAUGAGUUGAGCUAUGGCAUUGAUACACUUCAAGGAGUUCAUCAGUCAAUCUACUUGGUUCUUGCAGACUUGAUGAAUGCCAAAGUGGAAUUGAACAAAAAAUUGAAGGAACUUCAGAUGUUUCUGGAUACUGACGAGCAUCGGUUUUACUGCCUAAAAGAAGAGCUCUAUCAGAUGUACGGAACUGUCAUCAAGAAACUUGAAACAUCUAUUGAAGAAGCAGAACCCAACUACAGCUUACUCGAGUUGAUAAAAGACCAACCUCAAGAGCACGAUGCAUAUUUGAACUCAUUUAAGUUGUAUCAGUCAACAUGCAGGUUAUACUUUAAGCUCUUUUUGAAAAAGAUUCCUCCCAAGAACAUGGAGAUUCAAUUGCUAGUAAGAGAGGUUUACGAGGCGGCAGAGAAAUUGGAGAACACCCGCUUCUGCGUGAUAUUGUGCCUACCAAUGCUUAUGUGUGGGGUUUGUUGUGUUGAUAAAUUUGAUAGAGAAACGAUCGAGAAAAAGAUCCAACGGCUCAAGCAAACAAGCCCGGUCUUGAACAACCAUAAAACUUGGUUAUUGAUUUUGAAAUCAUGGGAAUUAAAUCCUUGUGGUGAAUUUGUUGUUGACUGGGCUGAUAUUGCCGAUGAGUAUGGUUGGUUUUUAAACUUGUGUUAAUGAGUAAUAUGAAAAUAAUGUACAAUGCAACGUUCA